AUGGAGCAUAGAAUCUACAAUGAGGCGGAGUACAAGGAGAAUCUAGAUAGGCUGUUCAACUACGACUCAGAGGUGUAUGCAGAUGUGAUGAAGACUAAUCCAAUGACUUGGGUUAGAGCUUUCUUCAAGUUGGGGAACUAUUGUGAGGACGUCGAGAACAACUCAACUGAAUCUUUCAACGCCUCCAUUGUUUCUGCCCGUGAAAAGCCAAUGGUACCAAUGUUGGAUACCAUUGCGCGUCUUGCAAUGGUGCGUAUCGCUUCUAGAUAUCUGAUUGCUCAAGAUCACAAGAGCAUAUGCACACCUUACGUGGUUGAUAUACUCGCUUUGGAGCACAAAAAAGCAUCACAGUGUACUGUUUAUAGAAGCACAAAUGGUAUGUGGUUGGUGAAUGUUGAUGCUUGUUCUUACCGUGUCAAUUUGGAGAAGCGAACAUGCACGUGUUCCAAAUGGGAUAUCACUGGGAUCCCUUGUGAACAUGGAUACGGUGUCAUCUUGGAUAGGAAACUAGAGGCUGAGGAUUUUGUGUGUCACUGGUUUCGGACCACAAUGUGGAGGAGGACAUACGAAGAAGGCAUAACACCAUUAAGAGGAGCACGAUUUUGGCCAACUUCUUCAGCCCCUGAAGUGCAUCCAGCUCCUGAGCCAGACCAGCCUGGUCGCAAAAAGAAGAAAGACAACAAAAGGAAAAAGGGCAAAAAUGAGUCUCCUGUGAAGAAGAAACCGAAGACGUUGAAGCGCAUUAUGCAUUGUGGACUUUGUGGUGCGCCUAACCACAAUAUUCGUUUUCAUAAGGAGGGACCCCAUAAGAAGGCUCCACAAGCUGAACCAUCUCAAACCUUUGCUAGUCAAGGUGAAUCCUCUCAAGCUUGA
Brassica rapa (field mustard) is the source of this 873-nucleotide messenger RNA. RefSeq lists its product as uncharacterized. NCBI's taxonomy places the organism in Eukaryota, Viridiplantae, Streptophyta, Magnoliopsida, Brassicales, Brassicaceae. The record is from RefSeq and is a predicted model, not a curated record. Gene Ontology annotation, molecular function: zinc ion binding.